UGUUUCACACAGACAUUUUUAAGAUGCCACCGGUGGGGGUGUUGACGUUUUUCCUUUUAUUUGUCACUGCUUCGCAAGCCCAGGAGAAAUCUGUGGAAAUUCAGCCACGAUGUGGGGCCAGCUUCACCGAAGCCUACAAACCUAUACAGAUCCAGGUGAACGAAGACUCUGACUGCACGUGGGACUUUGUGAGACCAAACAAUGAAACCACAAGAAUUGUCUUCUCUGUGCUAAAUCUGAACCCAGUCGCAGACUGCUCCCAAGAGAACAUAACGGUGUUUGAUGAAAAUCUUGACGUACUGGGAGUACUCUGCCCAGACUCUCCUAGAAUUGCAGUGUUUGAGACAACUGGCAGUGCAUCUGUCCGCGUGUCCACCAACUCUGAGAGCUUCCAACGGAAUGCCUAUGUCCUGUAUUACUCAUUUCCUAUUGGUAGUGAACCUGCAAAUUGUGGGGGGGAUCUCCGAGGUUUUUCCGGAACGAUCGCCAGUCCAAAUUAUCCUGGGCGGCACCCACACUUUGCAUAUUGCAUCUGGCACCUGGAAGUACCAAAGAACACCAAGAUCGAUCUAACAUUCACGGAAAUCUUUUUGGAAAUAGACCCCGCAUGCCGUUUUGAUUUCAUUGCUUUGUACGAUGGCCCCUCUACGAGUUCACCGCUAUUGGAUGUACUGUGCGGCCGUACAGUGGCAGAAGUAGAGACGACGUCCAACAGCCUGACCUUGUUGUUGAGCACUGACUAUGCCAACUCGUAUUAUGGAUUCUCUGCGAAUUAUGUAGCAUUACCAAAAUCCAACACAAGUGCUUUGUCUUGCUCUGGAGAGGAAAUGACAGUGAUUAUUGAUCCCUCUUACAUCACCUCAUUGGGAUAUGAUGUAAAUGAUUUAGCGCUGUCCAAUGCAUCGUGUGUGGCUGCUUCUUCCAACCCUGUUGUAUUUAAUGUGCCAUUCUCAGCUUGUGGAACAGUCAAAAAGGUGGAUGACCACAUUGUUUCCUACACCAACAUCAUUACUGCUUCCCCUGGCGGAGGAGUGAUCACAAGGCGUAAGCAGUUACAAAUCAUUGUGACAUGUGAAUUAGACAACGAGUCUGCAGCGGAGAUCAUGUAUGUGACAGAAAACGAUAUCAUUCAGGAUCAGCAGGAAACGGGCAAAUACGACGUCAGUCUGUCCUUCUACGAGUCCCAAGAUUUCAACUCGCCGGUGCUGGAUUCGCCUUACUUUGUUGAGCUCAAUAACACACUUUUCCUGCAAGCCACACUAAAGACAAACGACCCAGAACUCACUGUGUUCACAGACACCUGCUUCGCAUCUUCCAAACCAGACUUUACCUCUCCAAAUUAUGACCUUAUCAGGAAUGGGUGCCUAAAAGAUGACACUUUCCAUAACUUUCCUUCUGGGAGUGGGUUUUCUCGGUUCAGCUUUAGUGCCUUUAAGUUUCUUCAAGCGCAACCUUCUGUGUACCUCCAGUGUCGUGUUGUGAUAUGCGACGCAAAUGACUCUGGAUCCCGUUGUAACCAGGGCUGUAUCACUCGAAAACGCAGGGAUCUGGGUUCAAACAUACGGAAAGCACAUGCAGUGGUUGGCCCGAUCCGCCUGAAACGCCAGAGCGGAGCUGAGCCUUUAGGUUCGGUUAGUGAGAAGAAUGAAGAUGGUUCCAAAGCAGAACAGAGCACCUUCUACUUGUUUGGAAUACUUGUACUGGUGGCCAAUGUGCUUAUUGUGGCAUUCGUGGUCCUGAAGUAUUCUAGGAAACAGCCAAGUACUCACGGAUACCUGCCAGUACCGACUAGUUAAGAGUAUUACAGGCGAUUUUCUGUGUACCAAGAAGCACAAACGCUGAUGAAAAAUAAAACCAGAAAGCAUCAA
This is a messenger RNA of Spea bombifrons (plains spadefoot toad), 1868 nucleotides long. RefSeq names its product CUB and zona pellucida-like domain-containing protein 1. NCBI's taxonomy places the organism in Eukaryota, Metazoa, Chordata, Amphibia, Anura, Pelobatidae. The transcript has 9 exons. Gene Ontology annotation, cellular component: cell surface. The coding region runs from base 24 to 1796 and encodes 590 amino acids. The record is from RefSeq and is a predicted model, not a curated record.